CCUCCUUGCCCGACUACACAUCCAACACACCACCCUUAUGGAAGAGCGAGUACGACUCCCUUUCGAGUGGAGAUGCGCCCUCCACGUACGCCCUCUUCCUAACAACAUGACACGUGAGGACCAUAAUGGUCGGCGCCUGGCGCGGGCGGAAGCCCUGGGCCGUCAUUAUGGGUCGAAACCCGGCAUUUAUUACGUGGACGCCUCCGGCCCCCACCAUGGGGGAUGGUACACGGCCGCAGUCGUCCACCAGUCCAAAACAGUUAACGGGCUUACAUUUCGCGCCCGCGACAUAACUCAUGCGGAGGAGGUCGCCAUUUCACUGGCAGCUACCCACCCUGAUUCCAAAACAAUUAUCUCCGACUCGCGAGGGGCCUGUCGGAACGUCGAGCAAGGCUGGGCUCCAUACUCAGCCUAUCGACUACUUCAAAGUUGCACCUACACCGGGGACCCCGCUCACCGGAACAUAGUAUGGGCUCCUGCUCAUAUGGGUCUCGAGGGGAAUGAGGCAGCCGAUGCCGCCGCCCGCGCGCUCUCUCUCCGGGCUUCCUUUCUCGACCCCCUAGAUCAGGAUCUCGAAUUCAAUCCUGCGUAUUCUUUUAAAGACAUUGUCCUGCAUUAUCAAUCUGGCCAUAGCCUUUACCCUCGCCCGAGUAAAGGUCUAUCAAAGACGGAGGAGCGGCUUCUACUCCGUCUCUAUACGAACACUCUGCUGUGCCCGGCAGCACUCAAACAUUUCGAUCGUUCUUUCACGGGCAGUUGUCCGCACUGUGCGGAGAAGUCUUCGGACAUCUACCACAUGGUGUGGGCCUGCCCAUCUAACCCAGCUAUUGCCCCUCACCCCAACCCCACUCGGGAGGACUGGGAGGCGACCCUGCUCGGCUGCUAUGACCUGCAGGCCCAAAGGGCCUUGGUCGAGCGCGCCCGGGCAGCGGCCGACGCCACUGGGGUCCCGUACUAGGGAUUCCACCCAGUAUUUUAAGGGCCGGGCCCUUAAGGACCGGCCCAUGUG
Molecule: messenger RNA, 1009 nt
Organism: Dermacentor albipictus
Lineage: Eukaryota; Metazoa; Arthropoda; Arachnida; Ixodida; Ixodidae
Source: RefSeq, a predicted model, not a curated record